UGCGCGCGCGCUUUGAAAAAGGACAGUGGCAUUUUUUACGUUGUGAAGUAAAUUCUGCUUUUGUUGUUUAAACCACAUCAGAAGCUUUUUAGUUCACUUUAACUGAUUUAUUUAGUUGAAGUGUUGUUCAUAUUAUUCACAGUCUGUGUUUUGUUCGGUAUUUACGCUUUUUUUUCACGUAUAUACAUUUGUGUAUUUGGUUGGUAUAAACCUCACAGUUUUCACGUACAUAUAUUUGUGUUGUUGAAACAAAUUAGCGCUAUGGGUCCGAAUAACAAUUGCGGACGACCGGACUGCCACUUUCCGGUGGAUGAUGGUAUGCAGUGUGACAACUGCAGCCUAUGGUUUCACAAGGUUUGCACUGGUUUGUCACCAGUAGCCUAUAAGAGAUGUUGCAUGCCGUCAUCUCCGUGGCUGUGCAAAUUUUGCAGCAACCCGUUGGAUGUCCUCAUCCAAGAGGCAGUGGGACUCCUGAUGUCCAAGAAAUUGACUAAAGACGUAGUCGAGAAGCCUGUACCAGAAAUCAUAGCCAAAAAUGGCGGUUCAGGGCAUAAUUUUAAAACCGAAGGUGUAUCGCCACCUGUAGCUCAGGGGGCAAAAGAGGCACAGAGUGCUCAAAUGUCUGUAGCGACUAAGCGCAAACGGCAAAGGAAAUCUAAAAGGGCGAGUAGUGCCAGCAUGGCAACACCAGCCUGUGAAAUGGCCACCCCAAAGCGCAGCGUGUCUAGUGCACGAAUGGCCUCUAGUUGCGGCGAAAACAAAGUGGAAGAAACUGACUCCACUUGGUUGGUGCCGUCAGGUAAGAAGCAAAAUAAACGAAGGAAAGAAACAGCAACCGAGUUCACCAACAAGGUCUCGAUGGCUGUUAGUACCAGCCAAACUCAGAAACCUACGGACUCCAGUUACAGUGUUAUCAUCUGGAAUUUGGAGGAAUCUAAGAACACAGAUCCAGCUGCCCGACAUGCAGAUGAUCUGAAGGCGGUUAGCUCCAUAAUCCGGGAAAUACUUCCCGAAAAAACAAUUGGAGUUCACGUAAGAAAAGCCAUCAGGAUCGGAAAACGAAACCCUGAUGCUACGGAAACUUCUCGACGACUACUUAAGAUAGUUUUAGGGAAUGAAACAGAGAAAAGCACCAUCCUCAACAACGCGUUCAAAAUUAACGAUAAAAGCUUAAAAAUAAGGCCUGAUUGGCCUUUAGAAGAUAGAAUCAAAAGAAGAGAAGCCGUGGCUGAACUAAAGGCCAGACUAGAGAAAGGUGAAAAAGACCUCAAGAUAUUGGGUUUUCGGGUGGUGAGGUCUCGGAAACCGAUGCUGCCGAGACCUCUCUUCAUAAGCCGGAUGAACACGUAGGUGUCUCGGUGUGCUAUACGAACGCUUGUAGUCUUAGGAAUAAACUCGCCGAAUUAGGAGAGUUAUCUGAAAGACUACAACCUGAUGUGAUUGCUAUCACUGAGACAUGGUUGUUAGUGGGUGUAGACUUAACUCCACUCAUACCUGGGUACAUCUGUAUUCGAGCAGAUAGAGUAAGUAGUCGGAAAGGUGGUGGGGUUGCUCUAUACAUCCGCGAUGACAUAGGGAUUAGGUCAACGUUGUCAGAAGCUCAUGACAGCGGUACCAGUGAGGCUGCAAGCUGCGUUAUUAAUCUGAGCAAAGGCACUUUAACGAUCGGAGUUAUUUACAGAAGUCCUGCUAGUCAAGCUGAUGACUUCGUUCUAAAUCACUUGAGGGCGUGGGGUAGUAGAAAUAGGUGUCUGGUUGUUGGCGACUUUAAUGCUCCACACAUUAACUGGGGGGAAUUAAACUCCACUAGUCUGUAUACCUGUUUCAAUAGGGAGUUCACAUUGACAGUGCUUGAAUGUGCACUCGUGCAACAUAUGCAUGCACCAACACGGUAUCACCCGGAACAUGAUCCAUCUACUCUAGAUUUGAUAUUAACACACCAGAAGGAGGACGUUGGUGACAUUAGGUGCCUUCCACCGCUUGGCAGCAGUGACCACAUAGUCAUUGCUUUUACGUUUAAGAUUCAUUCUCUCAUACACAGGUCAAAAUCUGCUCGUCCAAACAUUUGGAAAGCGGAUAUACAAGGAAUCCGGAACGCAGCAACUUCAGUUGACUGGUCAGUAGAUACAAGUCGGACUGUCGAGGAAGCUUGGGUAGGAUUUAGAAAUACACUAGAUUGUGUCACUUCACCUUUUAUACCUUGGUACACUCCUCGAAAGCUAUCGCACAAGCCACCUUGGAUUACUAGUGAAAUAAGGAGGCUAUUAAGACGGCGAAAGAACUUAUGGGACCAAUUUAUUAUGACAGGAAGGGAAAAUUUCCAGAAAGACUACCGCAAAAUUCGAAAUCUCUGUAAGUAUGCGAUUAACAAGAGUCGUAUAGAAUAUGAGAGACGGCUUGUGCUAGAUAGUGUUCACUACCCAAAAAGGCUCUUCUCGUAUAUUAAACGUAGGACUAAAACUAGCAAUGGUAUACCGUCACUCAUAAGCAUUAGUGGAGAAACGGCUGAGUCAGACGAAGGAAAGGCUGAAAACCUCUCUGAAUACUUCUGUGACGUCUUCUCGUCUGAUAGUACCACCCAGGGAUAUGGCGAGGUUACUGCCAUCGCCACUCAGAUGCCCUCAAUUGUGGUAGAGCACACAAAAGUCCUCAAACUACUGUCUAAACUGAAACCAGGUAAAUCACCGGGGCCUGAUGGACUUCACCCUAAAUUAUUAAUUUCCUUGGCGGAUAUAAUAUAUAUUCCACUCGCGGAGAUUUUCCAAAUGUCACUGACCCAGGCUAAGCUACCCAGGGACUGGAAGGAUGCCAUUAUAAGCCCUAUAUUCAAAGAGGGGGACAGGCAAUUGGUAUCUAACUACAGGCCGGUAAGUCUAACAUGCAUUAUAGCAAAGGUAAUGGAAACUAUUAUAAGGGAUCAGCUAUUAGCUUACGUUGAAACAAAUGGCUUACUGGCAGUUGAACAGCAUGGAUUCCGACCAGGACGAUCCUGCUUAACAAACUUACUGUUAGCUAGGGAAGAUUGGGUCGAGGCCAGAGAUAAAAACCUUCUGUUGGACGUGGUUUUUAUUGAUCUUAGCAAGGCAUUCGACAAAGUAUCCCACUUAGGUCUCCUUAGUAAACUUAAAGGUUUCGGACUAGACCAAUGCCUAUGUGAGUGGUUUAGGGAUUACCUAAUGGAUAGAAGGCAGAAGGUUAGGGUUAACGGUGUACUAUCAGGGUGGAAAGCAGUAUCCAGUGGAGUGCCCCAGGGAACUGUAUUAGGCCCCUUGCUAUUCCUAUUAUACGUUAAUGAGCUACCAGGGAUUCUUACUUCAUCUUCAUUGUUAUUUGCAGAUGACAUUAAGAUAUGGAAAACUGUAAACAAUAGCGAGGACAGGUCGGCCCUACAAACUGAUCUAGAUAAAUUAGCGGAGUGGUCGAACCUGUGGAGUUUGAAAAUGAAUUCUAGGAAAAGCGCAGUAAUGCACUUAGGUCAGAAGUCUUAUACGUCGUACUCCCUAGGGGACACAGAACUACCUGAUGUUAACGAACAGAAGGACCUAGGAAUCAUUGUCAGCAAUGAUUUGAAAACAACUGCAAACUGCAAUGCAGCCGCAGCUAAGGCUUUUCGAAUGCUAUGGGCACUCCGUAGGGCUUUCAAACGAUUAGAUGAGGGCAUGUUCCAAAUACUCUACGCAACAUAUGUUAGGCCUCAUCUAGAAUACUGCGUACAAGCGGCGGGUCCAUGCUUCAAAAAGGAGGCAUAUAUCCUGGAAAGAGUACAGAGAGUAGGAACGAAACUAGUUAGUGGUAUAUCACACCUUCCUUAUGAUAAGAGGAUGGAGCAUCUAAAUCUCUUUCCGUUAUCAUACCGAAGGAAGAGAGGCGACCUAAUUUUGGCUUACCGUAUACUUAAGGGUGAUUUAGGAACUGACCUUUCUAAACUUUUCUCUCCUUCUAGGAUACAUUUACGGGGUCACCGCAAAAAGGUGCUCAAACCGAGGACGAUUAAAAUACGUGCAGAAUUUAGAUUCUCUCAUAGAGUGGUCAACGACUGGAACUCCUUACCUGAUUCAGUAGUAACAGCUCCAUCGGUGAACGCUUUCAAAGAGAAGUUAGAUCUCUGCAGAGAUAUAUUUUGCAAGGAUUAACACAGGCCACAAGAGCCUUCUAUCCUUAUCAACUGAAUCUGAAUCUGAAUCUGAA
Molecule: messenger RNA, 4188 nt
Organism: Trichobilharzia szidati
Lineage: Eukaryota; Metazoa; Platyhelminthes; Trematoda; Strigeidida; Schistosomatidae
Source: the annotation of a GenBank genome assembly